AUGGCUCCUGCUGGCAGCGGGCACGGCGGCGGCGGUGCAGGCGCUGGCAACACGAAGAUCAAGGCCUGGGUGUGCUCCGGGUGCGGCUACAAGAACCUUGGCUGGAGGGCGCAAUGCAGGCAGCCUGGCUGCGUUGCGUAUCGGCCGACUGGUCACGUUCCUGGUAUGGGUGCUCAUCCUGUUCCUCGUGGCAGCUGGCAGUACGGUGCUCCAGCCGCCAGCUGGGACUGGUCCCAGGCGCCUUGGCACCAGUCCAAGGGACCCAAGGGCUACGGCAAGAGCCAGUCUGGAGCAGGAGGUGGACCAGGAGGAGCGCCACCCAAGUACGCUGUGCUGGAGAUCAGCGAGGAGGACUUCGCCAUCUUCGCGCCUGCCAUGCUGUCGCCUGCGGACCAGCACUCGCUGCGGCAGGCCAGGUUCCUCCUGCAGCAGCAGCUGGGGACUCUCUCGCCCAUCAAGGCGGUCAAGAGCGCGCAGGUGCAGGCCGACGAGGCGGGCAAGAGGCUCCAGCGCGCCCGCGAAGAGGGGAAGCGCAGAGAGCUCGCGGCGGCAGAGGCGGUGGCGGCCGUGCUGCAGCAGAACAAGUACAUCCAGCAGCUGGACGACGAGCUGCAGCAGGCCGUGGCCCAGGCCAAGGAGGCCAAGGAGCGCGAGGAGGCCCAGAAGGCGAAGCAGGACACAGACAUGGAGACGGACUCGUUCGAGGAGGUCGACGCGGCGGCGGCGGCGCUGGCGGCUAAGCACGGGGAGUUGGCUGAGCAGGUUGUUGAUCAGCUCGAUGGCGUUGACCUUGGGCCUGCAGCUGGACCGCUCAGGACGUUGCUGCAGUCUCUCGCCGCCGACAGGGUCAACCCGCCCAAGGUGGUCAAGCCGCCUGUCGCAGCAGACUUGCCCCCACCAGCGCCUGCGGCAGCUGGACCCAAGGGCAAGCGCGGCGGCAAGGGCAUCAGCAAGUACGAUCCCUACGGGGGCAUCACGGUCGAGAAGGAUGACAUCAUGCGCUUCACGAAUGCUUCGCUGGACGCUACUCUUGCAGAGUUCUGCGACGGCGACGCUGACUCCAAGAAGCGCGAGCUGCUUGAGCUGUUCGCCACCAGGCUGGGCAAGCAGCCUCAGGGCGCGGUCGUAGUCAACAUCUAUCUCGAGAGCGGGGUCGGCAUCAACCCGCACAACUUUGCGAUCCUCAAGGAUGUGGCUCGCCGAAUUCGUGAGUAUGGCAGACCUUUCCUGAUUGGUGGCGAUUUCAACUGUACUAGGGAUGAGCUCGAGGCGAGCGGGGUCCUGCGUUUCUUCAAUGGCAAGGUGGUCAGUACUGUCGCGCCGACGUGCGCUCAGUCCAACAGUUCCAUUGACUACUUCAUCAUCCCGGCAGACCUCGAGGUAAGUGGCAUCGAGGUGCUCGAAGGUCCCGCUGUCUGGCCGCAUCGGCCUGUGCUGCUCUCGCUCAAGGCGGCGAAGAGGAGGGAGUUCAUCAAGGUGGCUAUGAUGCCCAAGGCGCUCCCACGACAGCGACCCCAAGGAUGCCUACGAGAUGAUCAUGGACCUGGCUGGGCACAGACGGCCACGGUCGUGCAGGAGCUUCUGGCUCAGCAUGGGAACCUGACGAAGGCGCGGCAAGCCUUCCUUGAGCAAGCCGAGCGUGAGUGGAUAGAUGUCUACCAGAUCCCGGGCACCACAUCGAAGUAUUGCGGCAGAGGGCGUGAGCCCCAAGUACGACGAGUACGCGACCUGCCAGUGUCCUGUGCGAGAUGGCCGAGAGUCUCGGCCGAGGCGACCUGGCUCUUCCGCGUGGCGAAUGAGUUACAGGCAGCAGCAGAGGUGGAGCAGCCCCUCGCACGGCUUCAGGCUCUUCGAGGUAUCAGCAGGCUGGUGGCGAAGGCGCCCAAGCUCGUCCAGGAGAGGCACAUGGGAGCUGGGCUGGCUGACCAGAGCCCAGAAGCCGCUCCA
Prorocentrum cordatum is the source of this 1947-nucleotide messenger RNA. The record is from the annotation of a GenBank genome assembly. NCBI's taxonomy places the organism in Eukaryota, Dinophyceae, Prorocentrales, Prorocentraceae.